AUGCGCAAUGGAUCUCUCGUCAAGCUACUUCUUGACCACGGAUGUGAUCCGCACACAUUUGAUGCCGAAACUGACAAAGACUUCCCGACCUCCGCAUGGACGAAUGCUGCAACAUCGAAUUUGGAAAUCCUUGAGUUGUUCAUAGCGAGGGGUAUAGAGCCCAAAUUUAAUGGCCCCGAUUCGGAUAAUUGGUACCUGAUGGAAGCGCUAAAGAGGGAUCAAAUCGAACUCGUCAAAUUUCUGUAUGAUCACGGCCCUAGGCUCAAAACGUGCCCUGAGGAUCACUGGCUUUUUGAUUCGCCUCAAUAUUUGUAUGUUUACUUGGUGGAAGUCAGUUAUGCACUCACGAGACAUCCUCAAGAGCUUGCGUUUCUGCUCGGGGCCCUUGACCUAGGUUCUAUCAUCAGCGAGUAUAGCUCAAGGCAGGCCUUGAUGGAUGUUGCGACAGAGUUGGGGAAUAAAGACAUGAUGGAACUCAUUCUGGAUGCAGACUGGGCCUCAAAAUAUUCCAAGAAUGAGUUAAGAAACUGUCUCUUUUCUGCUACUACACAUGGCCAAACAGGAAUGGUAAAGAUGUUACUCGAUUAUGGCGCACUCCCAGGACCUGAGGAAACUGGAAGAUUCAUUUUUACGGCAAUCAGGGCAGAAUCCUAUGAGAUAUUGAAACUGAUGCUUGAUCUAGAAGCAAAUUCUGGUUCAGAUUGUGGCUAUUUCUUGGAAAUUGCCCUUGGGUCAUUUAUCAAUGGUUCGUCAACGUCGAAAAAAGCUCUCAUACCGAUCAUCCGGCUUUUAGUGGAGAAUUUUGAGCCUGGUACCGUGAUUCCUACGGGAAAAUCUUUCAAUAUGGACGUGGCUCAGUCUCUAGGUGAAAGUGCAGAGGUCUUGGAAAUUCUGCUGAAGCCUGUCCUAGGCGGCAGCCUUUUGCUGGAGGACCCAUUUCACGAGACUAUCUUUGUAGUAGCAAUUCGGUCAUGUGAAAUUGGCAUCCUGGAGCAAUGUCUCAAGGCAGGAUUUGAUCCCAACUCGGACGUUAAAUCCGAAUUCCUCGCAUCAUCGUCCAGUAUUCCACUAAUUCUUGCCGCAACGGCAACAGAUUUGCAGGGCGGAAUGAACUGGCUGUUGAUCUUCUUUUGA
Penicillium waksmanii is the source of this 1134-nucleotide messenger RNA. RefSeq names its product ankyrin. The transcript has a single exon. Bases 1 to 1134 code for a protein of 377 amino acids. NCBI's taxonomy places the organism in Eukaryota, Fungi, Ascomycota, Eurotiomycetes, Eurotiales, Aspergillaceae. The record is from RefSeq and is a predicted model, not a curated record. Gene Ontology annotation, molecular function: protein binding.